This is a messenger RNA of Oikopleura dioica, 960 nucleotides long. The record is from the annotation of a GenBank genome assembly. Lineage: Eukaryota; Metazoa; Chordata; Appendicularia; Copelata; Oikopleuridae.
AUGAAACUUGACGUCAAGGACCUUAUUGCUGCACCAUGGACUCCCAUGAACGCGGAUCAGUCUGUUAACUACGGAGCUAUUACAGACUAUGGAAAGGUCCUGCUCAAGCAGGGCGUGAAAAAUGUUUACAUCAACGGAACAACUGGAGAAGGAAUGAGCUUGAGUGUCGAAGAAAGACAAAAAUGCGCCGAAGAAUGGAUGAAAACUGGAAUGGAUGUUGUCAUGACUCAUGUCGGCGCAAAUUCUAUUGCUGAUGUCAAAGCACUAGCUUCGCAUUCUGAAAAAAUUGGCUGUCACGCAAUCGCCUCCCUCCCGCCAAUCUUCUACAAGCCCGAAAAUCUCGACGGCCUUGUUGGGUACUUCGCCGAGAUCUCGAGCGCUGCUCCUAACACCCCGCUAUUGUAUUACCAUUUUGUGGCCAAGAGUGGCAUCAAUUUCGACGUCAUCGAGCUCCUCGAAAAAAUGAAGAAACGUGUGCCAACUUUCGCGGGAAUCAAAUUCACCGACAAUAACCUUGGUCAAGUUGCCCUUGCCAUCGAUAAAUUCGGAGAAGAAAUGGUCGUAGGAAUGGGUCUUUUUAUUGUUGUUCAUCUUUUAUCUGUUUAUGGUUACGGAAAAGAUGAGCAAUUAUCAGCCGCGUACAUGUUUGGUGUUAAACACUCCGUCGGAAGUACCUACAGUUAUUCAGGAAUCAUGUGGAAUUCCGUCAUCAAUGCUGCCCGGAGAGGAGAUCUUGCUCAUGCAAACAAAUGCCAGCGGAUGCAGAACAAAAUGCUCCAUACAAUUUUCUCCAAGGGAUUCAACGAUGGAGUGCACAAACGAUUGCUCAAGUACAUUUGGGGAUUCGAUCUUGGGCCAGUCAGAUGCCCGAUUUCAGAACCAUCUGACGAGCACUGGAGAGAAAUCGAAAAACGGCUUGAUGCGAUGAAUUAUCGAGACUUUGCGCAAGGAAAAUUCUAG